CUUCAGGAAGGGGCGGAGCCUGCUCUGGGGGCAGGCUCAAAUUCAGGUUUAAGUGUUGAUUGUGCUCAGUUACAGAGAGUUUACCAUGGAGGCGAACGGGUUGGGGCAGAGAAGAGGCCUAACGCGCGGGGAGCCACAAUUUGCGAGCUGGUCUGGAGGAGGCAGAUAGCAGUGCCCGACUGAAUCCGCUUUAAGAACCCUUGCCUUCUCCACCCACCAGCUUAGCAUUUGACACCUACCCCCAACCCCACCUGAUCGCUAGAUCCCAGAGUUUUCCGGAGCUGAAGAAUGACACGUUCCUUCGAGCAGCCUGGGGAGAGGAAACAGACUACACCCCCGUUUGGUGCAUGCGGCAGGCAGGCCGCUACUUACCAGAGUUUAGGGAAACCAGGGCUACCCAGGACUUUUUCAGCACCUGUCGCUCUCCUGAGGCCUGUUGUGAACUGACUUUGCAGCCACUGCGUCGGUUCCCCCUGGAUGCGGCCAUCAUCUUCUCGGACAUCCUUGUUGUACCCCAGGCACUGGGCAUGGAGGUGACCAUGGUACCUGGCAAAGGACCCAGCUUCUCGGAGCCAUUAAGAGAAGAACGGGACCUAGAACGUCUACGGGAUCCAGCAGUAGUGGCCUCUGAGCUGGGAUAUGUGUUCCAGGCUAUCACCCUUACCCGACAACAGCUGGCUGGGCGUGUGCCACUGAUUGGCUUUGCUGGUGCCCCGUGGACUCUGAUGACAUACAUGGUUGAGGGUGGCAGCUCAAGCACUAUGGCUCAGUCCAAGCGCUGGCUCUACCAAAGACCUCAGGCCAGUCACCAGCUGCUUCGCAUCCUCACUGAUGCUUUGGUCCCAUAUCUAGUAGGACAAGUAGCUGCUGGUGCCCAGGCAUUGCAGCUCUUUGAGUCCCAUGCAGGGCAUCUUGGCCCACAGCUCUUCAGCAAGUUUGCACUGCCCUAUAUCCGUGAUGUGGCCAAGCGAGUGAAAGCCAAGUUGCAGGAGGCAGGCCUGGCACCAGUGCCCAUGAUCAUCUUUGCUAAGGAUGGGCAUUUUGCCCUAGAGGAGCUGGCCCAGGCAGGCUAUGAGGUGGUUGGGCUUGACUGGACAGUGGCCCCAAAGAAAGCCCGGGAACGUGUGGGGAAGACAGUGACCCUGCAGGGCAAUCUGGACCCCUGUGCCCUGUAUGCCUCUGAGGAGGAGAUUGGGCAAAUGGUGCAGAAGAUGCUUGAUGACUUUGGGCCACAACGCUACAUUGCCAACCUAGGCCAUGGGCUUUACCCUGACAUGGACCCAGAACAUGUAGGAGCUUUUGUGGAUGCUGUGCACAGACAUUCACGUCUACUUAGACAGAACUAAGCAUAUACCUUUUCCCUCAAGUAUAUGGAUGAUUGUUUUCUGGAGAAUAAAGUUCCAUAGUUGAAAUCUAGUA
Messenger RNA from Sciurus carolinensis (gray squirrel), 1419 nucleotides. It is a transcript of the gene Urod, whose product is annotated as uroporphyrinogen decarboxylase. Gene Ontology annotation, molecular function: uroporphyrinogen decarboxylase activity. The coding region runs from base 348 to 1346 and encodes 332 amino acids. The record is from RefSeq and is a predicted model, not a curated record. The transcript is spliced from 10 exons. Gene Ontology annotation, cellular component: cytosol. NCBI's taxonomy places the organism in Eukaryota, Metazoa, Chordata, Mammalia, Rodentia, Sciuridae. Gene Ontology annotation, biological process: heme biosynthetic process.